AUGAAUGCUUAUGUAAUGAUCAUCAGAUUCUUCAGAUUGUACUACAUGGGACAAAACAAGAGUUUUCACUUGAUCUUGUUCAUCUUCCUCCAAUUCUGUUCUUCCAUCCAUUGCUAUAAAAGCACUUUUGACGAUGAUUUGGCUGCCAUUCUUCACGAUCAUGUUUAUAAAGCUCUAAUCAAUGAACGUCCACAUACCGGAGCACUCCACAAUGCCAGUCUCCCAGCAAAUUUUGCAGGCAUUAAGGUUUCGGCUGUCGGGCUUAGGAGCAAAACCCUUUGGAGAAAAGGUGCAAAUUUCACAGGUUUUCAUAUUCCUCCAAAAUCUCUACCAGUGCCAUAUGUGAGAAGAAUUCUCAUUGUGUACCAUAAUCUUGGCAACUGGUCUUCUCUAUAUUAUAACUUAUCAGGUUAUUCUCUGAUAAGCCCAGUUGUUGGUUUCAUGGUUUAUGAUGCGUCCCAUUUGAGCAACAGAAACAAAAAUAUCUCGAAACUCGAGCUCAACACUAGGGGGAAAUCUAUAUCAAUUGAAUUUCACUCUUCAAUGGUAGACAAAGGCACUCAAGAAAGAGUAAAAUGUGCUGCAUUUGAUGCUUAUGGGAAGGUGUUUCUCAGUGAAAUGAACUUGCCUAAUAUGUGUUACAGUAAAACUCAAGGCCAUUUUUUGAUAGUCAUUCCUAACAAGAAUAAGCAGAAGGUGUGGGUUUUGUGGGUUAUUGGGUUUUUGUUCGGGUUGUUGGGGUUGAUCUUAGUGGGAUUGGCUGCAACUCUGGUUGCAAAAUCUGUAGCAGAUAAAAGAACUCAAGAAAUGGAAAAGGAAGCUGAUGAUGGAGAGUUUCUUGAUACAUAUUGGAUUGAUAGCAGCAAAAUGCCUCGUGCAGCAGUAACAAGAACUAGUCCAGUACUUGAGAGUACAAUUCUUCCAAGAUGGUCUUGGUAUGGUUAA
Molecule: messenger RNA, 945 nt
Organism: Fraxinus pennsylvanica
Lineage: Eukaryota; Viridiplantae; Streptophyta; Magnoliopsida; Lamiales; Oleaceae
Source: the annotation of a GenBank genome assembly